GUUUCCAUGUGACUCAUUGACUCACAUUGGGCGAGGAAACUUUGUAGCCUUGUGUGAAGGGAGUUACUGCACAUGUGUUUCUCACUGUUACAACUUUGUUUUUUAAUCAAUGCAUUAUUUAUCUAGCUCUUGAUGGUCAUGACUGGAAAUCUGGGAAAUCUACAAGCUUCAGAACAACAACAACAACAACAACAGCCUCAGCCUCAGUGAUGAAUUGAAGACCUUUAACCUGUUGGGUUCUCCACAUGAUCUCUUCUAUAAUGCUUAGGUUCUGUUUGCAGAGAACCCUGAGGCCAUGUGUUCGAGGAGCACAGAAACGCUGCCUCGGCACACAUAAGCACAAAGAGAAACUGGAACUGCUAAACACUCCUACAGGAGCCAAAGACUUUAUCUACAGCCUGCAUGCUUCAGAGCGAAGCUGCUUACUGCGAGAGCUGCAGAACUUCGAGUCCAUUGCCAUCGCUCAGGAGAGCGGCCCAUUCAGGAGAGGGCUCAACAGAGACAGGGUUCAAGCUGAAGGGACUGAGGAGAAACUGGAGUCGUUGCCCCCCAGCACCAAUCAGCUGAGAUACGUGCUCCUUCACAACGCCAUCCCGUUUGUUGGAUUCGGCUUCUUUGACAACGCCAUCAUGAUCGCUGCAGGAACCCAGAUUGAGCUGUCCAUCGGUGUGACCUUUGGAAUAUCAACUAUGGCAGCGGCAGCAUUGGGAAACUUGGUGUCUGACCUGGCUGGACUUGGGCUUGCAGGUUAUGUUGAGGCCCUAGCUGCCCGCUUGGGGAUGCAGAUUCCUGAUCUUACACCCAAACAGGCUGACAUGUGGCAGACCAGGCUAAGCUCCCACUUAGGGAAAGCGAUAGGCGUCACCAUCGGCUGCCUGCUCGGGAUGUUCCCACUCUUCUUCCUCAACGAUGAAGAUGAAAACGAUUCUCCGAGUGCAGCAGUAACUCCAACCUCACACUCCAAAUAGCUUUAUUAAUACAAACCGCCGCACAACAACACUAUUGGGAUUUUUAUUUCCUUAAGUCUACUAAUGUUCUCAUGGACGAACUGUCAUUCAUGCUCUGUGUUCAGCAAACCAAUGAAUUGACAACAUCCUGCUUAGGAUUUGUUUCUAGAAAGUUCUGCCUUCAGUGGAACAGGAUGUCCAAGAUGGCCGACUAACACAACACUAACACUACACUGUUCAGCUACACAGUGAAGUUUUGUUCAUGUACAGCCUUGGGGUUGUGAGAAAUAGAACCCAUGAAGGUAGGGCUGUAAAAAAAAAAAAAAGGAGGAUCUGUGAAUUAUUAAGUAUCUAUACAAGUAUCUAUUACAUCUAUACAAACAAGCAAAAAAAAAAAAUCCACUUUGUCCAAUAACGUGCUAGCAGGUUUUGUGGCAAAAUGUUUUUAUCUCCCUGCAUGCUAGAUACUUUUUAAUGUUUUAAGCAUUUUUAAAAAACAUUUUUUUAAUCUAGUUAUAUACAGACAUAUGGAAUAUUUCAUAUAUAGUUUUAUAUAUAAUCAGCUAUAUAUAGGAUGUGGUAGCUUAGUGGUUAAGCUGUUGGACUACUGAUCAGAAGGUUGUGAGUUCAAAUCCCAGGUCCAAACGCUCAAUUGCUCAGUUGUAAUAAAUAAUAUAUAAUGCAAGUCCUUCUGGAUAAGAAUGUCAGCCAAAUGGCAUUGAUUAUUGUUUUAUCCAGUGAUAUGGAAUUUGAUCAGAUGGCAUUGCUGCAGGUUUUAAAAACCGGAUGCUUAUUAAAAAGUGCCUUCACCUGAAGUACCAUCUUAAUUUCUAUCCUAAUCAUAAGUUGUUUUACAGCAUCGGCGAACAAACGGGACGCAAUAUAAUAUACGGUAUGUGACUGCUCGAGUAUCUGGAAGCUGAAUUGAAGGAAGGCUUUAUUAAAACACUAAAAGGCUGUGAUUUGUUGUCCCAGAGGUUGAGUUAUAAUCUAAAUGGCAGUUGCAAUAAAACCAGGAACAAACCGUAACAAAUUUUGUAUCCCACCAGUGCAUCCAGUGUACUUUUUAACAGGGGGCGGGGCUAAUGGCUGGACCAGAAAAAUAUACACAGCAAUAAUGCAAAUGUCAGUUUUAUUAACUUAUCCAAUGAUGAUUUUUUUUUGUAUCAGAAUUUGACAUGGUUUGUUUUAGAAACUUUUUUUUUUUUAGAAAUCAUAAAACAGACCUUUAAACAAAUUUGUGUCUGAAAAAUUGUCUUUCAUGUUUGCAUGAACAAUGUCAUCUAAUGACUUUUUUUUUUUGCUUUCUAGUGUAUGUGUAUAAUAUGAGCAUAUUAUUAGUAUUAAUGUUAAUGUUAAUUAAUGUAUUUUUGUUAAGCAGUAUCAUGCUAACACGAGCUGUGUUUUCCUGCACAGAUAAAUGGAGAAAAUGCGAAUGUACCCGAGUUUGGAAACAAAGCCACACCUCCAAAUUUCUGUUUGAAGUGUGUUAAGCUUUUCAGUUGAUGUGGAUGAUAGAUGAAGAAUUUAGACGAGUAUGUUUAGUGCCUUAGUGACAUGUCUCAGGAUUCAUCCUGUUCUUGAUGAAAUUAUAUCGUUUUAUAUCAGACAGUUGAUUCUGCACUAAACAGUCACAUGGAAUUAAAACAUUUCAUUAGAGCAUGUUAACAUGUCAAUAAUCUGAUGCUGAAUAAAUCUAUUAA
This is a messenger RNA of Tachysurus fulvidraco (yellow catfish), 2650 nucleotides long. It is a transcript of the gene tmem65, whose product is annotated as transmembrane protein 65. The transcript has 9 exons. Bases 246 to 968 code for a protein of 240 amino acids. Lineage: Eukaryota; Metazoa; Chordata; Actinopteri; Siluriformes; Bagridae. Gene Ontology annotation, biological process: regulation of cardiac conduction; cardiac ventricle development. The record is from RefSeq and is a predicted model, not a curated record. Gene Ontology annotation, cellular component: mitochondrion.